This is a messenger RNA of Pollicipes pollicipes, 1135 nucleotides long. RefSeq lists its product as uncharacterized. Lineage: Eukaryota; Metazoa; Arthropoda; Thecostraca; Pollicipedomorpha; Pollicipedidae. The record is from RefSeq and is a predicted model, not a curated record. Bases 111 to 677 code for a protein of 188 amino acids. The transcript has 2 exons.
CGGAGCUCGGUGCAGACCAUUCCCUGAAGCCACAACUGUCAGUGUCGACGCGAGGACGCAACGAGCUGAGGGGCGCGACUGAGCCGGCAGCAACGCCGAAGGUGGACGAAAUGGGGUUCCGACGGCUGUCGUCCUGCUGCUGCUGCGACCUGCAGUCGGGCGUCGUCUCCAUCGGCAUCACGCUCAUCAUACUGAACAGCAUGGGAGUGGUGCUCAUGGCGUUGACUAUGAACAGCGAGAACAUGCUCCGCGCAGAGAUCGCCGCAGACCCAUCGCUCUUCGAGAGUAGCCAGCCCACCGAUGAGGAAAUUGAAGUCAUGGUAGCCAACACCCAGGCGCUGCUCAGCAUUUUAUUGGCCGUGGGGGCCGGGAGCCUGCCGUUUGACGUGCUGCUGCUGGUGGCGGUGUGGAAGCGGCAGCACCUCUGCCUGCUGUGCUGGCUGCUCUGGUACUCCCUGAUGACGCUGCUGGGCGCCGCCUGGGCCCUCUAUUUAGUGCUGAUCUUUGCGAUCAACGGCGAACGGUCGGCCGAGGUUUGGCUUUACGUCGGGGCCCAGCUGGCCAGCAACUUUGUCGGCUGGUACUUCGUCGCCGUUGUGGCCAGCUACUACCUCUACUUACGCGAUGAGCGAAGUGGCGCUAGCGGCUUCUACAUGGAGCAGCUGCAGUCUGUGUAAUGUUACGAAAGGUCGCGAUUUGUUGCGGUAGCGUGUCUGGUUCCCGCUGCUGGGAAGCAAGGUGCUUCAAACAUGGCAUUGUUCUCCGUUUACGGAAAUUGCGUUAGCAGAAAAUGUGCGCUGGAGUCUCUGCAAGCAACUCUUGGUUAUGCUACACGGUUUGCCAGCGGCUAAACCUGCAAAUUCUGGUAUUAAACUGCUCAUAAAGCUGGCCGGUUUCGGGCGCAAGUGCCAAGCUCGAUCACGUCAGUUGACAUCGGGCAGAAAUAUUCCAGACGGCUCGAGCAUCAAUGGGGUGUGUGUUCGACGCGACUGAAUUUGAGGUUUUGUCAUGCGAACCUGAUGUUGCGCUGUGAUCGCGCGAGCUGAGAGGACAGUGGGUGCCAUGGGCUGGAUACAUAUCAGGGAGAAAUGUCUAAAUGUCCGAGAAAAUGAAAUGCAUACAUAUCUGACACUUA